AUGGCAGAUUUGGAAAGAGAGAUCCUCCGAAGAGGAAGGGCCUAUCAGUGUCUACUCUGUGACCAAUACGAAGGGGAAAAGAGGCAUGUCAUUCCUCACAUCUAUAAAUAUCACAUCCCAUUGGACAGCGCACCCUUCUAUUGCAGCCUGUGCCACUUCAUCACCACUGAAAAGAAAAAACUGCAGGACCACAUCACACAUUAUUCAAAACAUCUGGAAGCAGCAAGUAACAUGGCCGACAAGGGGAGGAGCUACCUGCAUGAAAACAAAGACCCAAUUCACCUGGUGGAGGGAAGCCACUACAGCAAGAUGGGGAGAAAGGAGUCCCAUGACCUUUGGGCCAGUAGGUUGAGGAAGACAACCUCCACCUCCACUAUAGCAUCUGACUCAGAAGUCACCCUAGAUAGCCGCCCUACCCCAACUGCCACCACAGUUCAGCAAGAUAAGGAAGUCCUGGUAACACCAGAACCCUUGAUUGCGACAGAGCCAACAGAAGUGGCCAGCAUUCCAUUCGAUGACUUCCUUGGGAAUGAGCCCAACCUUGAUUUUUUGGAUCACAUUUUGGGAUACACCACUCCAGCACUGGACACACCCAUUACAUCGGGAAGAUGCAGAGAAGUUUCAGGAAAGAAAGAUGAUGAUGAGGAAGAUGAGGAAGGAAAGAAAGAUGCUAAGGAAAAGGAGGAAGGAAAGAAAGAUGAGGAAGAAAGAGAGGAAGCAAGGAGAGAGGAAAGCGAUGAGGAGGAAGAGAAAAGAGAGGUAGCAAAGAGAAAGAAUAGUAAGAAGAGGAAGAGAACAGAAUCAAGCAGUAGUAGUAGUAGUUCCAGCAGCUCGAGCAGUGACAGCGAAGUUGAAGAGAAAACACCCAAAGAACAGAAACAACAACAAACACCACUGAGAACGGCACUUGUUCCAAAACUGGAUACAAUGAACAAUCACUUACUUAUGAUUCACGAUGUAUUACAUCAUAUGAUGGGGGAGAUGAAGAAACAAACAGCUUAUCUGAGAGAAAUGAGAGAUGCCCAACGUACAAACUUAGGAGCGGCUAACACAACACCCUCCACAGUACCAGCACCUACACACACUAGAGAGGAGGCACAGUCGAGAAGAAGAUCAAGGUCACCAAGAAGGAGGAGAACGCCCCUCAGGAGGAGACAGACCUGGAGGAAGUAG
Messenger RNA from Saccostrea echinata, 1173 nucleotides. RefSeq lists its product as uncharacterized. The record is from RefSeq and is a predicted model, not a curated record. Lineage: Eukaryota; Metazoa; Mollusca; Bivalvia; Ostreida; Ostreidae. The transcript has a single exon. The coding region runs from base 1 to 1173 and encodes 390 amino acids.